AUAAUACGUUCGUGCGAAAAUAUCUUUAAUCCUUAAAAAAAAAAAAAAAAAUCUUUGAGUCUCCCGAGUUUCGUCAAGAUGCGGACCAAUGGGAACCUCUCUUUUAACCCGAUGUGUUUACAGCAUAUAUCCUACGUGGCAACCUCAUCUUUCCUUUUUAACUUGUCAACGGACAGAUCUAACUUUUUAAAUCUUUAAUUACAGAACCUGAGAGCGAAACUUUGACGAAGCUCUCGUACCUUCCUAAACCUGAAAAGAUAAGAAAAUCACCUAAAUGGUUAAAAUCAUUUUUCUCUUCAAUAAUUGUGAAUAUACAAAAGCAAAGAGAAUUAAUAUACGUCUUUGUAAAUACGAAAAGAAAUCAGAAGAUGCGUGUUAAACGAGUAUUAACUUUUAAUAAAAUAAAAUAAAAAUAAAAUAUACGGUGGAAUCGGAUAAAUAGUUAAGAGAUUCCGAGAAACUUGAAAAAAUAACUCAAAGCAGCAACGAAGAAAAAAAAGAGAAAACAAAAAAAAAAUGGCGUCAAAGGGGUGUUUCAAUGGAAUCCACAAUAUAAAAAGGGUUCAUCCUCUGUUUCACUCUCCCACAUAUCGAUUCUCUUCUUCUUAUUCAUCAUCUUCUCUUUCAUUGAAAUCAAAACCUCAAGCUCGCAUUCUCUCAUCAAAGCUUCGUCUGUCUUCUGGUAUUGCAUCUUCACCUUCUCUCUCUUAUAUUCACUAUUUAGAUUCCACGUCUAACAACUUUUUUCUCGAUACUCCAUGUCUUGGAUAUAUCAGGCAUUGUUCUUCAUCUUCUCGACGGUUUCAUUUCUAUUCACAUAAGAGAAGCGACGCGGCGAGGAGUUACAUAGAAGAAGAGAUGACGAUUAAACCGGCGGUUCGGGUUUCCGAUGGGAAUCUAAUCAUCAAAAACCGUACGAUUCUAACCGGUUUACCAGACAAUGUCAUCACGACGUCAGCAUCCGAAGCCGGACCGGUCGAAGGAGUCUUCCUCGGAGCUGUAUUCGACACGGAACAGAGUAACCACAUCGUACCGAUCGGUACGCUUCAAAAUUCCCGGUUCAUGGCUUGUUUCCGGUUCAAACUCUGGUGGAUGGCCCAAAGAAUGGGCGAAAUGGGCCGAGACAUCCCUCUAGAGACUCAGUUUCUAUUAACCGAAUCAAACGACGGGUCCCACCUAGAACCUAACGGCGACCAGAAACUCUACACCGUCUUCUUACCGUUAAUAGAAGGCUCGUUCCGUUCGUGUCUACAAGGAAACGUUAACGACGAGGUGGAGCUCUGUUUGGAGAGCGGAGACGCGGAUACCAAAACGUCGUCGUUUACCCACUCUUUAUAUAUUCACGCCGGCACUGAUCCGUUUAAAACUAUAACGGAAGCUAUCCACGCCGUUAAGUUACAUCUCAAGAGUUUCCGUCAACGUCACGAAAAGAAGCUCCCAGGGAUCGUUGACUACUUCGGGUGGUGCACAUGGGACGCGUUUUACCAAGACGUUACUCAAGAAGGCGUGGAAGAAGGGCUCAAGUCUCUAACCGCCGGAGACACGCCGCCGAAGUUCGUCAUCAUCGACGACGGUUGGCAAUCCGUCGAGAACGAUGAGAACCCGGUCGAGACGAACCCGGUUUACCGGUUAACCGGGAUAAAGGAGAACGUGAAGUUCAAGAACAAGGAAGAAGGGAUCAAGAACAUAGUGGAGAUAGCUAAAAACAAACACGGUCUGAAAUACGUUUACGUGUGGCAUGCAAUAACGGGUUAUUGGGGCGGGGUACGACCCGGGGAGGAAUACGGGUCUUCCAUGAAGUAUCCGAUGGUGUCGAAAGGUGUGGUGGAGAAUGAACCGACGUGGAAGAGUGAUGUUAUGGCGGUUCAAGGGUUGGGUUUGGUUAACCCGAAGAAUGUGUUUAGAUUCUAUAAUGAGCUUCAUAGUUACUUGGCUGCUGCUGGUGUGGAUGGUGUGAAGGUGGAUGUGCAGUGUAUAUUGGAGACUUUGGGUGGUGGUUUAGGUGGUCGUGUGGAGUUGACACGUCAGUAUCAUCAAGCUCUUGACUCCUCUGUUGCUAAGAACUUCCCUGAUAAUGGUUGCAUUGCUUGUAUGAGUCAUAACACAGAUGCUCUCUACUGCUCCAAGCAAGCAGCUGUGAUUAGAGCAUCAGAUGAUUUCUACCCACGUGAUCCGGUGUCACACACCAUCCACAUUGCCUCGGUUGCAUACAACAGUGUCUUCUUGGGAGAGUUUAUGCUGCCUGACUGGGACAUGUUCCACUCCGUGCACCCUGCUGCAGAGUAUCAUGCCUCCGCUAGGGCCAUUAGUGGUGGACCUAUCUACGUUAGUGAUGCUCCUGGAAAACACAACUUUGAUCUUCUAAGAAAGCUUGUGUUGCCUGAUGGUUCCAUCCUUCGUGCUAGAUUGCCUGGUAGACCAACCGUUGAUUGUUUGUUCACAGAUCCUACUCGUGAUGGUGUCAGCUUGCUUAAGAUAUGGAACAUGAACAAAUACACUGGAGUUCUUGGCGUGUAUAACUGUCAAGGAGCAGCUUGGAGUAGCACAGAAAGAAAAAACACAUUCCACCAGACAGGCACUGAUAGCAUCACUGGCUCCAUUCGUGGUCGUGAUGUGCAUUUGAUCUCUGAGGCCUCCACUGAUCCAGCGACAUGGAAUGGAGACUGUGCUGUUUACUCACAGAGCAGAGGUGAACUCAGCGUUAUGCCAUACAACGUGUCUCUACCUAUCUCGUUGAAGAUCCGUGAGCAUGAGAUCUUCACAGUGAGCCCUAUUAGUCAUCUGACUAACGAUGGUGUCUCAUUUGCUCCGCUUGGUCUUGUGAACAUGUACAACUCGGGAGGAGCUGUCGAGGGACUUGGAUAUGAUGGUGAGGAGAUGAAAGUGGUGAUGGAAGUUAAAGGAUGUGGUAAGUUUGGAGCUUACUCAUCGGUGAAGCCUAGUAGAUGCGUUGUUGAGUCAAGUGAGAUAGCAUUUGACUAUGAUGUCUCCUCUGGUUUGGUCACUUUUGAGUUGGGCAAGAUGCCUUCGGAGACCACAAGAUUACAUGUGGUUGAAGUUCAGUUCUAAAAAAUAUUAGCUUGCAAGAAUGAUUCAAACAAUAUUCAUUACAUGUAAACGGUUUGGUAAUUGUUGUAGCUACUUUUGGUGUUGUAUUGGUGUAUUCAAUAUAAUUACUGGAGUAAUUUAUUUUUUCAAUAAGUUUAAG
Messenger RNA from Eruca vesicaria subsp. sativa (arugula), 3208 nucleotides. NCBI's taxonomy places the organism in Eukaryota, Viridiplantae, Streptophyta, Magnoliopsida, Brassicales, Brassicaceae. The record is from the annotation of a GenBank genome assembly.